This is a messenger RNA of Caenorhabditis angaria, 2703 nucleotides long. The record is from the annotation of a GenBank genome assembly. NCBI's taxonomy places the organism in Eukaryota, Metazoa, Nematoda, Chromadorea, Rhabditida, Rhabditidae.
AUGAAACCGACGUUUUCAAAACUUCCACUGAUUAUUGGAGUUGCCGGCGGAACAUCGUGUGGAAAAACGGAAAUUGUUCGGACGAUCAUCGAUAAAUUGAAUAUGAACACGAAUACCAAUAAGAAAUCGGAUAGGGUAGGGUUUUGAGCCGGAAAACCACGUGGAAAAUUUAAAGAUUCGAAAAUUUUGGAAGCUAAAAACCACGUGGAAAAUUUGAACAUUCGGAAAUUUUGGAGCCAAAAAACCACGUGGAAAAUUUAAAUUUUGAAAAUUUUUGUGCCAACAAACCACGUGGGAAUUUGAAAAUUCAAAAAUUUUGGAGCUAAAAUUCACGUGGAAAAUUUAAAUUUUGAAAAUUUUGGUUCUAAGAAUCCAGGCGGCAAAUUUAGAGAUUCGAAAAAAUUGGAACCAAAGAUCCACGUGGAAAAUUUAAAUUUUGAAAAUUUUGGAACUAAAGAUUCACGUGGAAUUUUUAAAUUAAAGACACGUAGAAAACUAGAAAUCGUUUGAAAAUCAUUAUUUGCAUGUUUUUUAUCAUCCUUCAAAUAGUGGAAGUACAUAAACAAAAUUGAAAAAUAUUGAUGUGAGUUUAGCGAAAGUCAAAAAAAGAAAUUUCCUUUUUUGAAAUCGCUCAGCCGACGCGAAAUUUGGUGUUUGCACAAAUGUCCGUGAUUUGCCGCACAUGUGUGCAUUCUUAGCAUACCGUACCACCACUUUUUAUUUAUUUUUUUCAUUUUUCAAACGAACAACACACAACUUUGAAAAAAGGCGCGCAUUCAAAUUUUGAAGAUUACAAACAAACAUUUCUAGUUUUCUAUGUGUCUUUUAAAAAAAAUUAGAGCAAAAAUCCACGUGAAAAUUUUGACUUUUGAAAAUUUUGAAACCAAAAAUCCAAUUGGAAAUUUUAAAUUUCAACAAUUUUAGAACCGGAAAACCACGUGGAAAUUUUAAAUUUUGAAAAUUUUUGUGCCAACAAACCACUAGGAAAUUUGAAAAUUCAAAAAUUUUGGAACCAAAGAACCACCAGGGAUUUUUAAAUUUUGAAAAUUUUUGAAACCGAAAAUCCACGUGAAAAUUUGAAAAUUCAACAAUUUUGGAAGCUAAAAUCCACGUGGAAAUUUUGAAUUUUGAAAUUUUUGGAAUUGUAGAUCCACGUGGAAAACUUAAAUUUUGAAAAUUCUGGAACACGUGGAAAUUUGACUAUAACUCUGGUUUUUUCUAGCUAAAACGCUUCAAACUCAAAAUUUUGAAGUUACAGAACUUUCUGCUUCUGAAAAAUCCGCCGCUGAAAACGAUUUUCAGCAUGACGCAGAAAGUAUCUGAAAAUUCUGGGCUCAAUCUGAAUUUUUACAGCAAUCCCGAAUCGUCCACCUCCAAAUGCACUCAUUCUACAAAGAGCUCAACGAGGAGCAGAAAAAAUUGGCGGCCGACGGAAAAUACAAUUUCGAUCAUCCCGACGCGACUGAUUUCGAGAAAUGCGCAAAAACCCUAGAAAAUAUGAUGGAGGGAAAUACUGUGGAGAUUGCCAAAUAUGAUAUGACUACGAGCUCGAUGUGAGGAGUUUAGGGGACUUUUUCUGAUUUUUUUUAACUUAAAAUAAAAAAAAAUCUUUUCUAGUGUUGGCCACGAUACAAUCGAACCAGCCGAUGUUGUGAUCAUCGAAGGAAUAUUGUUAUUGUACGAUGAGAAGGUUCGAAAUUGCCUUUCGGCCAAAUUAUUUGUGGAAAACAGCGCCGAAGUGAGAUUGAAUGCGAGAUGUGAGUAUUUUUUUGUUUUAAAAUCACUAAUAUUCAAAAAAUCAAUAUUUUCUAGUACAAAAAUAUGUGAAAGAAUACAAUCGCUCACCAAUUUCGGCCAUCGAACAAUACACCGAAUACGUGAAGCCGGCAUUCGAGGAAUUUUGUCGACCGACGAAAAAGUAUGCGGAUGUGAUUAUUCCGAGAGGAGCGAAUAAUAGUGUGGCGAUUGCGAUGAUUGCGGUUAAUUUGCAGGUGAGAGAGAGAGGCACUUUUAUUGAUUUUUUUUGAUGAAGGGGCAAAAUUGUGCUCUGAAUUUUGAAUUCUUGAGAGCUUCUCUGUAAGUAGCUGAGUAUAGAAGUUUAAGUUGUCAAGGACCAGCGCCUAGAAAAUCUAGUUCUCAAGCAGCAGCGCCUUAAAAACCUAGUUGUCAAGUAGCCGCGUCUAGAGAACCCAAUCGUCUAGGCCCCGCGCCUUGAGAUCCAAUUUGGCAAGGAACAGCGUCUUGAGAGCCUCUGUACCAAGAAGCCCAGUCUAGAAAUCCUAGUUGUCAAGCAUCAGCGCCUAGAAAGCAUAUUUCUCAAGUAGCCGCGCCUUGAAAGUUCAAUUUUCAAGGAUCAGCAACUAGAGAAUCUAGAGAAGCUAGUUCUCAAGUAGCCGCGUCUAAAGAACCUAAUUUUCUAGGAAUCGUUUCUAGCGAACCACUCUGACAAGAGGCCGUGCCUAGGAAUUCCAGGUUUCAAGUAGCCGCGUCUAGAAAAAUCAAAUUUUCCUGUUCCUAUUUUUAAACAAGUUCUGAAACCACUUCUAAUUCAAAAACUUCCAGGAAAUGUUCCGGAAACUUGUUGUCUCAUCAAUGUCGAAUGGAGAAUCUUCGAUACUUGCCGAAAAUUCGGAAAAUAUCGAAAAUCAAGAGCAACGACCGAGAAAUGGAAGUUUCCGACGACCAGCAUCUCGACCACAUUAA